AUGGGUACUCUUACCGAUAUAUAUCUAGCAAUUUCAGAUACAGUGUUGAACAACUCUAAAAUAACUUUCCUAGAAAAUUAUUUCAUUGAAAUUUUGGCUGUUAUUAUAUUUAUGAUAUUUCUAAUAACAGCAGCUAGGGGAAUUAGGGUAAAUAAAAUGAUAGCUAGAAGAUUGUAUCAACAAAUUGAGCCACUGCUAGUAUCACAAUUUAGCCGUGUUACCCUAAUAAGUAAGUCAUUUUGGAUGGAUUCAUGGAGUAGCUUCGAUAUAUUUGCUACUGGGAGGAGCAACUGCUCUUAUUUAUAUAUAAAUAUAUCAUGUAGACCACGUCAAGAUCCCCUAACAGGAUUCCUCUUAUAUCCUCUGACUCGUUUUAAAGAUUGCCUUUAUGUUGAGAUUCCUUUGGAUAUACUAGAUCCAAUUGUAAUUUUAGUCUGCAAACGUAAUGAGUUAAAAAGUGCUCUGAUAGAAUAUCCUGAAAUUGAAAUUCAUUGCACUCAAAAAAAAGUAAUGGAUAUUCCUCAAAAUUGGAUUGUGUACAGUAAUAGUAAUGGAGCAAUAGAAAAAAUCCUAAAUGGACGAUUAGUGAAAAUUCUAAAUUGUUGCCAAAUAUCACAGAGUUUAAAAUUCAUUUAUAUUUCAGAUCAAACAACUUGUCCUAGAUUAACUAAUAAUUACAAAAAAAUUCAUCCCUGUAUCAAGGCUAGCUUUAUUCUUGAUAAAUCUAGUAACAAUCUAAACAAAAACUACAAGGAGAUUAACUCUGCAGUACUUGUUAAUGAAACUAUAACAGUUCAUGAGACCAUCUUAAAAUUAUUAUUGAGCCUAAAUGAUACAGUCCAAAACAUAAAAUUAUCAGAAAGAACUCUUCAGCAUGUCACAUCUCAAAGACAAGAAAUUGAGAAGACACUUUAUAAACUUGACGAGAGUAAGAGGUUGGCAAAAUUUGAACAAAAACGUAGGGAAAAGCUUCAAGAAGAAGCUUUUAAGAUAAAUCAAAUGACUCCUCAACAUCAAAAGAAAUAUCAAGAAAAAAAGGCUAGACAAGAAGCUAAAUCUAAAAUAAAGAUUAAGAGAAUUAGGAUGUAG
Cryptosporidium muris RN66 is the source of this 1089-nucleotide messenger RNA. RefSeq lists its product as uncharacterized. Gene Ontology annotation, cellular component: endoplasmic reticulum. Gene Ontology annotation, biological process: endoplasmic reticulum calcium ion homeostasis. Lineage: Eukaryota; Apicomplexa; Conoidasida; Eucoccidiorida; Cryptosporidiidae. The transcript has a single exon. Bases 1 to 1089 code for a protein of 362 amino acids. Gene Ontology annotation, molecular function: calcium ion binding. The record is from RefSeq and is a predicted model, not a curated record.